Messenger RNA from Adineta ricciae, 3318 nucleotides. NCBI's taxonomy places the organism in Eukaryota, Metazoa, Rotifera, Eurotatoria, Adinetida, Adinetidae. The record is from the annotation of a GenBank genome assembly.
AUGACUAGUAGAGAUUCGAAAGUUUUUACGAAACCAAGUUUUUGGGAAUGUGAUCAUUGUAAACGUCUUCUGAAACAUGGUGAGUUUCGUUUGAAUUGUACUGUUUGUCUUGAUUAUGAUCAAUGUGAAACAUGUGCCACAAGUGAUGUAUCAAGUCAUCCUCACCGAUUGGUUCGUGAAAUAGCCUAUGGUUAUGUUGAACAAGUGGAAAGUAGCAGACAAGAUCUAGCAAGUCGAAUCCGAACGGCGAUCAAUACUUAUGAAGAUCGAUUCUGUAUGGGUGUGCGAGAUGGUGAUUCAUAUUCAUGGGAAACGUUCAAAGUUAUCGGUGAACGAAUCAUGAAGUUGAGUCAUGGAUUGCGUCGUUUGAUGAAGCCACGUGAGUUUAUUGGUAUCUGUGGAAGUAAUCGACCUGAAUGGCUAAUUACUGAUUUUGCAUGUAUUCUACAAAGUUUCAUCACCGUGCCCAUCUAUUGUCAGUUCACCGAUCGUGAAGUGAGUUAUAUCGUUCAAAAUACGCCUCUCUCCAUUGUCGUAUGUGACCGAGAGAUGUUACCGAAAUUCGUUCGAAUACAUGGUGAGUGUCCAUCACUUCGACAUAUCAUAUGUAUGGAUCCUGUCGAUGAAUCGAUGUCGAAGAUCGAUGGUCUAUUCAUUCACAGAAUGACGACAAUUGAAAGGUUUGGUUCGAUGAAACAAUAUGAGUUUGUUAUGAGUGAACCUGAUGAUUGUGUUACAAUUAUUUAUACUAGUGGAAGUUCAGGAUUUCCGAAAGGUGCGAUGAUCUCGGCGAGUGCAUUUCAAAGCAAUUUCCCUCCGUUGAACUUAUCGUUUCGAGAUGAACAUGUGAAGUUCUGUUAUCGACCAUUGGCAUGGGCCACGGAUCGACAAGGUUCAAUAGCUGUCUUUCUCAGCGGAGGACGAAUAGGAUUCUCAACAGGCAACGUCGAUCUUCUCAUGGAAGAACUACUUUUAGUGAGACCAACGAGCUUCUCAGGUCCACCGACGAUUUGGAAUAAGAUCUAUUCUGAAUAUAAAGCAACUCUCUCAUUGAUGACAGCAGAUCAAUCAGAUGAAGAUGCAGCCAAAACGGAAGAAAUGCUGUUGAAACAAUUUGCAAAGUUGAUUCCAAAUCGAUGUCGAGUUCUGUCCAUUGGUGGUGCAAUGGUAAGUGGUACUGUGCUUGAUUUUAUGAAGCGUUGCUUUUCGGGUCAAUGUGAAAUUAUGGAAUCUUAUGGAACGACCGAAUGUGGAAGCAUCUCAUUUGAUAAUGUCGUUGAAGCUUCAGUCGAGUAUCGUCUCGAAUCAGUUAUCGAAAUGGGAUAUACAGUUGAAGAUAAACCAUUUGCACGAGGAGAAUUAUUAGUGAAAACGAACAAGAUGUUUUCUGGAUACAUCAACAAUCCUGAAGAAACCAAAGUCGCAUUCACUGAUGAUGGAUAUUUUCGUACAGGAGAUAUUGUUGAAGUACAUCAUGUCGAGAAUGGACAAGCGAUCAUACGGAUUAUUGAUCGAAAAAAGAACUUUUUCAAACUUUCACAAGGACAAUUCGUGUCACCCGAGUUUCUCGAAAAUAUUUAUCGACAAAGUGCGUUUGUCGAACAAAUCUAUAUUCAUGGGAAUCUAUUAGAAGAUUCUGUUAUAGCAGUGAUUGUGCCAAACAGAGAAUAUGCUCAAGCAUUUAUGAAAAAACAUCAUCUGAAUGCAGAGUUGAACAGUUAUCGCGAAGCAGAGAAGUUACUGUGUGAUGCUAUAAUGAAUGAUAUGCGAUCGUUAGCAACGAAAGAAUCACUUCGAAAACAUGAGAUUCCUUCACGAUGUAUCAUCAGCUUCGAACCAUUUACAUCAGAAAAUGGUUUGCUUACAUCGUCGAUGAAACUUUGUCGUUAUCGUUUGGUUGCUCACUUCCACGAUCGAUUGAAGGCAACUGAAUCAAUCGAAGAUCGACUGAAAAGUCUAGUCAAAAAAGCUAUUGGACGCGACUUCAGUUCAACCUCAUCAACAAACAUCAUCUCUCUAGGUAAUGACUCGUUGGCUGCUGUACGUCUUUCUCGUAGUAUCCAGAAUGACUUGGGAGUAUCGAUUCCAUUGCAUCUACUAUUUGACUCGAAUAUGACUCUAGAAAGUCUCACACAAAUGAUUGAAGAUCCAUCUCGACUUGCAUCACGCUCCAAUUCAAUCAAAUCACGAUUGUUACAGGAUGCUGCAGAAGUGCUCAAUGUCAACAUCGAAGAAACGAAAGACGCAAAAGAUUCCCCUGCGAUCGUUUUCAUCACUGGAACUACUGGAUUCGUUGGUGGUUUUCUCUUAGCUGAACUACUGAAAGUAUAUCCUUAUAAUUGUAAAUUUAUUUGUUUAGUUAGAUGUGACAUGUCAACACCUCCACUAGAUCGUAUUCGGAAGAACAUGAUAUUCCUUCAAUUAUGGAACGAAACAUACGAAGAUCGUAUCGUUGCAGUUCGAGGUGAUCUUGCACAAGAAUAUUUUGGAAUGGAGAUGGAAACGUAUUCUGCAUUAGCAAAUGAAACAGAUGUGAUCUUUCACUGUGGAACUGUAGUCAACUUUGUGCUUCCAUAUGAACAUCUUUACAGUUCGAAUGUUUUUGGUACUCGAGAAGUAAUUCGUUUUGCAAGUCAUCAUUCGAUGCGAUGCAUACCGAUACACUACAUAUCUACUAUGAGUGUUCUACCAUCGACUGUAGAACACGAAGUGCAUAUCGAUGAAGUGUCGACAGGUCAUCUGAGAACGGGUUAUGCACAAAGUAAAUGGGUAGCGGAGAAGCUUAUCGCUGAAGCUGUUCGUCUUGGUUUGUCAGUGACAAUCUAUCGACUUGGAUCAAUCUGGGCAGAUUCAGAAACUGGUGCUUGCAAUCAGCACGACAUCUUUACACUAUUUAUAAGAGCAAUGAUGAAAACUGGAUGCUUUCCGACGACAGCUACCAACACAAGAUUGAAUGGUCUACCAGUUAAUUUAGCAGUUCAAGGUAUUGUCUCAUUGAGUCGUCAGUGGUCGAAUAUCAACGGGAAAGUGCAUCACAUUGUUCCAUUCGGCGAAGGAAUAUCAUUUGAGAAUCUGAUUGUGUGUAUGCGGCAAUGUGGUAUGACUCUGAAUGAUGUUUCAUACGAAGAAUGGAAAAGAAGAGUGGCGGAACAGUCGGAGUCUGUCGUAGAAUUUUUCUCUGAGAAUCCUUUCGAGAGAACCGUACCUAUAAGAGAUUCAUCUACAAGCACUAUCGGAUGUGAAGUGCUUGAUGAUAUUUUUGUUAUGAAAUGGUUGAAAUUUAUAUUGAAUCACAUUAUUGGUGAUCCAGCUGUUUAA